GGGCAAUUGUUGGAAUAAUGAGAGCGGUAGGACCAUGUCAUGUGCAGGAUUGGCCAUCUGUUCCGUUGUUAUUUGCGUGGACGUUUCCAGCACUCAUUGCAAGAAUGAUUAAAGGAAGAACAUUGGGCAAAAAUCCAGCGGAAGA
Messenger RNA from Paraglomus occultum, 145 nucleotides. The record is from the annotation of a GenBank genome assembly. NCBI's taxonomy places the organism in Eukaryota, Fungi, Glomeromycota, Glomeromycetes, Paraglomerales, Paraglomeraceae.